Molecule: messenger RNA, 1383 nt
Organism: Heterobasidion irregulare TC 32-1
Lineage: Eukaryota; Fungi; Basidiomycota; Agaricomycetes; Russulales; Bondarzewiaceae
Exons: 7
Coding region: 1-1383 (460 amino acids)
Source: RefSeq, a predicted model, not a curated record
AUGCAAGCCGCGGCGAACAAAUUACAAGAGCACCUUGGGACUUAUCCCACUAAGGCCAAUCCAGAGCUCAAGCCGCGCAAAGAUGGUUCAACGAUGAAGGCGCUUGCAUGGUUCGAAGUCAAUGACAUCCGCGUCAUCAACGCCGAUGUCCCAGAUAUUGUCGACCCCGGUGACGUUAUCUUGAAAGUCACCGGCUCCACUAUUUGCGGUUCAGAUCUACAUCUCUUCCACGGCGAGAUCAUGGCGUUGCAGAAAGGUGAUAUACUCGGCCAUGAGUUUAUGGGUGCCAUCGACCGCAUCGGGCCCAAUGUGAAGAGUUUCAAGGUUGGCCAGCGCGUGGUUUCAUCCUUCCAAAUUGGCUGCGGUCAAUGCAAAUUUUUGCAAAGAGAAGUUGUCAUCUUUUUCCUGCAAAACUUCAUGUACGGCACCCACGAUGCGGGAUUCUUUGGUUAUUCUCACUUCACAGGCGGGUUCGCAGGCGGGCAAGCGGAAUACGUCCGCGUCCCGUUUGCAGAUUAUAAUCUCUUGUCGAUCCCGGAUGAGCUUGCAGAUGAGCAAGGACUUGGUCCAAUUGGACAAUGUGCCGCCAAAUGGGCAAAGCUUAAGGGCGCAGCGCGCGUUAUUGGUGUCGACAAGUAUCCUGAUCGCCCGGAAUUCGCUUGCACCCAGUCUGGCAUCGAGACUACCAGCUUUACAGAAUUCAAAGACGUUGCCAAACGUAUUCAUGAGCCAGUCCCAGGAGGACUAGAUGUUGCCCUUGACUGCGGCUCAUUCCAUGAACCGAAGACGCUCCUCCACAAGGCGCAGAAACUUCUCAUGCUUGAAACAGACGUUCCAGAGACGGCCAACGAGAUGAUUCUCUCCGUCCGAAAGGGAGGAAGCUGUGGUAUCAUCUCUGCCUAUGCAGGCUUCGCCAAUGGUUUCAACAUCGGAGGGAUCAUGGAGAAGGGGAUUAGAUUCAUCGGCAAUGGACAAGCACCGACGAAGAAGUAUUGGGAUGAAAUCCUGAACGAUUAUAUCGUCCCUGGAAAGUUUGAUCCGACUUUUAUGAUCUCACAUCGCAUUCCGUUGGAAGAUAUGUCGAAAUUGCACAGUGCUUUUGAUCAACGCCGGGGUGGGGUGAUGAAAGUCUUUGUGGAGACCAAGUUCUAUCUCCUAGCCCUGGAUGCCCGACGACGACACGGGUUGAUGAUUGGGAGAAAUGAUCAGAUUCUGAGGAAGCGGGCAGCAGGACUCCGUCUGGUGGCCCAUGUAUUUGCAGUGUUGAUGUCCAGAAGCACCUGGAACAUGUAUUUGCAGUGUCGUUGUCCUGAAGCGCUUGAAAACAUUCAUAGUGACAUUCAGACUUCCACAAGUCGCACGUGUGACCUGUUGACGGCCUAA